AUGGCUGCCACCUUCAGGUUGAAGUCCAGGCUGGCUCUGGUGACAGGUCAAUGAAUAUUAUGAAUUAGCAGCAAUAAUGGCAUUAACACAUGGUGGCAGAUACAUGCUGCAGGGGAUGGGGUUUGUACAGGCACAAUGGAACUGAGAAUAGUUUACUCAAGGUAUCAGUAAUGGCUGACAAUGGAACUGCUCCAAGCUAUGUUUCCUGUGAUAUUGAGAAACUGAUAGAACAGCAGGAAUUAACAGGGACUGAUAUAGCCUCUAGUCUGGUUCUCUGACAAUUAAGGGGGGUGAGGGUACUCAAUGUAUUAAUGUGGUAGGAGGGCUGGCAGUACCAUUGUAAAAGGGGAUAUUGAUAUAAAUAUUCUUAGAUCAUAGCUCUUCUAAGUAUAGAUAGAGUAGUGUCAAGACUUUUUAAAUAGCACAGCCCUCAAGGAAAGUCAAUCUAGGGGUUGCCUGUUGACAGUUUGUGAAGUAUGUGGGAGAACAACAGAUUUUUUGAAUGCUAUGUUGCCCCAAAUUAUGUUGUUUGUUUUUUUUAAUUUUAUUUAGUAAUUUUAUACAUUUUUAUGUUUGUUUGUACAUCUCAACUAAAACUUCAAUGUGCCCAACAUAUUGCAGGUUGGCUUUCUUAAUCCUGCAGUGUUUUGUUUUGGGAAAAGGAGGAAAAGCCUCAAUUACUCUGCCAUAUUAGGGAGUCCACAUCUAUUGUUUUUUUGUUUUUUUUUAAUAUAUAUAUAUAUAUAUAUAUAUAUAUAUAUAUAUCAUAUAUGUUUGGUCAUCUUCUCUAUUGGUAUACAUAUAUAUAUAUAUAUAUAUAUAUAUAUAUAUAUAUAUAUAUAUAUAUAUAUAUAUAUAUAUAUAUAUAUAUAUAUGUAUAUAUAUAUAUAUAUGUAUACCAAUAGAGAAGAUGACCAGCACUCUCGGAUUCCAAUAGGUAAUUAAAAGUUAAACUUUAUUCAUCCAUCUUUAAAAAUAGCUGCUCAACAUUUCAGUCCACGUUUGAAAGUCCCAAACGUGGACUGAAACGCUGAACAGCUAUUUUUAAAGAUGGAUGAAUAAAGUUUAUAACUUUUAAUUACCUAUUGGAAUCCGAGAGUGCUGGUCAUCUUCUCUAUUGGUAUGUGUAAUCUCCCCAGAUUGCAAGCACCCGGUUUAACUACUUUGGCGCCAGUGUGCAAGGAUAUUGUGGAUUAUUUUUAUAUAAAACAAAUAAAUAAUAAAUAGCACUCCCAGGGUUUGUAAAUAACCAAAAAAAUACUUUACUCCGUAAGUCAAUGUUUCAGCUCCUCUUGGGAGCUUUCAUCAGGACAGCAUACUGUAUGCUGUCCUGAUGAAAGCUCCCAAGAGGAGCUGAAACGUUGACUUACGGAGUAAAGUAUUUUUUGGGUUAUUUACAAACCCUGGGAGUGCUGAUUAUUUAUUUGUUUUAUAUCUAUUGUGCAAUCGAGCACCGGGUUCUAAUCUUUUUCGGUAGGAGGCUUUUUGUCCACAAUAUAUAUAUAUAUAUAUAUAUAUAUAUAUAUAUAUAUAUAUAUAUAUAUAUCACAGAGAUAUAAAAAAAUAUAUAUUAGUGAUUUGUAUGGUGGUUUGGUCAUAUUGGAGAGCUAAAUUGAAAGCUUUGCUGUCCUGCUUGAAUUGCAUCUUUUAUAAUGAUUCCUUUCAUAUUAGCAGAUGUGAUCACUCUAAUUCUCCCUUCAAAGAUUUGUUAAUCAGUAUCAGAUCUUACAUGGUUUGUAAUAUGAAUUAAUCUUGUACUGUUUCCUACUCUCUUGAGGUUACUGUUCUGACACAUUCUAAGGAGUCUGGAAUUACAGUCACAUAACAUUCAUGCGUGUUAAAUUAAACGUAUUUCCCUGCAUCUGUAUUUAUGAAGCAUUGAUUCAGAUUGUAUGUUUAUUAAAAGUUCUCACCAAAGAAUCAACAAGUCUGAACUGAACUCUUAAUAUUUUCAAGGUGGAGGUAGUGGGAUUGGACGAGCCAUCUCUCAAAGGUUGUCUCUAGAAGGAGCUUCAGUGGCUGUGGUUGAUGUAAAUAUUGAUUCAGCCAAAGAUACACUACAGAGUCUCUGUCAUGGACUUGUGGGACAGGCGCACACAGCCUUUCAAGUUGACGUCUCUCAAUCACAGAGUGUCAGUGCCUUAAUAGAGCAGAUACAGGUUAAGUGUGAGAUACAGGUCGCAAAUAAAAAUUUAUAUAAUGCAAAAGUUACACUGUUCUAAUUGUCCCUCUUUCCUCCUCAGGCUCAAUACUCACGGUCACCAUGUAUUGCUAUCAGCAGUGCGGGAAUCACUCGAGAUGAAUUCCUUCUUCACUUGGCAGAAGAAUCCUUUGAUUCCGUGUUGAGUGUCAACCUCAAGGUGACUAAAACAUAACCUUACACUCUGCAGUCCUAUCUUUUACUGGUGCAGUGUCAUUCCAAAACAAGAUUCCUUGCCUCAGUAUCUUUUAAGUGUACAACAGGAACAUUAACCGUACUGAAUAGCUUAGCAGCUUUAAAGCGAAAACCCAAUUCUUUGUUGCUGCAAUGUUUUUAAAUGUGUCAUAGAAUCAAUUUAAUUUAUUCUUUAGGGUUUCAUCCCUCUCCAUUUGUGUUAAAGCAUUCCUGCCAUAUUUUAUUUUAUUUCCUUUUCUUCUGGUCCACAGAUUGUUUUGAAUGCCAUCACAUGUAUAUUAGGUUUCCUAGGUAAUGGUGUUAAUGAGCAUAUUUGGAGUCAGAGUAAGCAUUGACCAAGUUGCCAUUCUACAAGAUUAUUCACGAACACUGAGUGUUAGCGAAUUCAAUUUAAAUGGCAAAUGGAGACUAAAAUCCCUGAUUUUAGAAAGAUUCGCCCAAAUCAGCCGCAGUCACAACACAGCUAUUUUAGCCUCAAUUUUGCCAUUCAAAUGUAAUUUGCUGAAAUUGAUUGUUUAAGGAAUCAGUCUUUUGUCAUAACUCCUGUUUUUUACCUGUGCAUCGUUCCAAGGAGUCUUUAGAUGUCUUUCCCUUUUAAUGUAAACUGCAUGAUUCUUACUCUUUGCCUUUUUCCCUUUUUUAUUUUAGGGUCCAUUCCUUAUUACACAAGCUGUGGCUCGAGCUCUUGUAGCCAACGGACAAAACAAAGGCUCCAUCAUCAACAUUGGAAGUAUUGUUGGGAAGGUAGGACAAAAAAAUGUUGUUUGUUUAAAAAAUGCAUUCAUACUUCAUGUUUGAAGAGGAUUGAUGUAUCAAUAAUUAUAGUAUUCUAAUGUAUUUGUUCCAUACACUUUCCCUUUCCAGUUUUUGUUAUUAAAAUCAUGAAAUAUAGAAAAAUCUGUUUCUAACACCCUAAUUCUUGCAGGUGGGAAACCUUGGGCAGUGUAAUUAUGCUGCAUCUAAAGCUGGUGUCGAGGGGCUGACUAGAACUGCUGCCAAGGAGCUUGCAAGGUAAGUCAGGCUUAAGGUCAUCCAACACUGCCAGAUGGAGGAAAUUAACAGUGCAGAUUUAGUCCAUAUUGUCUUUCUUUUUUCCAGCAUGAAAGCAUAGGCCUUACCUGCUACUUUGUUUCCUGCACAGGCCAGCACUGCUUAUAUCUCAACUAAUCUUCACUGCAGGAAGGCAAAUCUCAUGCAGCUAUAUCUCAUUCUCUUAAAGGGACACACCACUGUCAAACAAAUGACUAUUUAGUAGAUAUACCCACAAUGAAAACAUGCAUUUUUUCAUUUUGGGUAUAUCUAAAACCACUUACAAAAGCUGCAGAUUCAUUUUCCCCAGCCCAGACUUUCUGAGGCUGUCAAAUCUCAAACAACUCAAUGAGAAAUCUUUGCAAGGCAGGUGCUCUGGGCAUUUAGCUACCUCCUUGAGUUUAGCUCCACUGAGCUAGCCAAACCAGGAAGUAACAGGACUGCUUGUCUGAUUGACAGUCGAGGGGAUGUAACCAGGUUAAUGUAUAAAACUGCCCAUUUUUAAUUGAACUCUGCACUUAUUCUAAAAUCAGAAAAGCGGACACACUCUUCACAGAUAAAGCAAUUCAGCAAGCUAAAGUGCUUUAGGUGUUUGGAGUGUUCUUAAAACUAAUUAAUUUUUUCUUUACUUAAUGUCUUUUCUGCUGUAAACAUUUAAUUUUUCAUUUUCUCAGGUAUGGGAUCCGGUGUAAUACUGUGCUGCCAGGAUUCAUCUCUACACCGAUGACUGAUAAAGUCCCGCAGAAAGUAUUAGAUAAGGUGACCAAUACUGGGUAGUGCUAAAUCCUUGGGUCCUCUCUGUUUUAUUGUAUUCCCUGACAAGUAGUCAAAACUGUUUUAGAACAGUUAACCUAGGUCUCACCAGUUGCCUGUGACUGCAACCGGAAAACACUUUAACCCUAUGAGUCAUGGAUUAAACAGGUUUCUUGUCCCAUUGUGCUUACUUUCUUCCCAUAACAUUCAUAAUAAAACCUUUGGCUGAUCCAGUCUCUUCAAGGGGAACCAUCAACAUUUCUGUUUCCUCUCCUCCAAUGCAAUGUGUGGUAGUGGUACCAUGACUGAACUGGAUGUGAAUUUAAAGGAACACUCGAAGCACGCCUCCAUCAUUGUAAGGAAUCAAACUGGUUUUGAAUGGUUUGACUUCUUACCUGGGUCUGCUGGGUGUCUCUCUCUGGAGAGCUUGAAUUCCUAAGCAGGAACUUUGUUUGCUCAAAAGAGCUAUUGCGAUUUCCUACAUAGGAUCGUCUUACUUAGGAACUUCCAGUUCUCUAGAGAUAGGGAGCAGGUCCAGCAGACUCCUUACAAUGGGAGAGGGAGCAGGGCAUUAUAGGCACCAUAACCACUACAGUGAGCUGUUAUGGUAUUUGGAGUGUUUCUUUAAUAUACAUUAAAAAGAACAUAGCAUAACAUGAAAAUAAGAUUAACACAAGUUAUAAGUGAUUUUUUUUUUUUUUUAAUUCUUAUUCAGUGGUGGGAUUUGCAGAAAAGUGAUGGGUUUACUUUUCUCUAGUUUUAAGUACAGGUUGUUACAUUAUAUUUCCUUCUAAUACGCCCCUGUCUCUACAGAUUUCGGGAUCCAUUCCUAUGGGCAGACUUGGUAAACCUGAAGGUAAAGUUACUAUUUAGCCCUGUGUGCUGUAUUUUUAAAGGACAAUUCAUUGAGUGUGUUUUUAAAGUAUUGUGGAGAGAUCUGUGUGUAUUUGCUAAUCUACAUGCGUUUUGCUAAUCAUUGCGUUGAAAUCCAUUUUAAAUUGGAAAUAUAAACAUGUAAAGUUGUAACAGCCAGUUUGGGCCUUGAUACAUCUUGUCAAUUAUUUCACACUUUCCAGAUAUUGCUGAUGUUUGUGCGUUCCUGGCAUCGGAUGACAGCAAGUAUAUCACAGGGGCCAGCAUUGAAGUGACCGGUAAAAGAAAAAUCCCUCCUAUAAUAAUGUUUUUAUUGGUAUUUGUUUAUAUAGGAAGUGGCACAUUUUCUUUGAGAGGUAUUUUUUUUCUUUUUAUAUGAUAAUCAUUAGUGUUUAGGACUUUUCAUAACUCUUUAGCAUAUUUUACCAUUUAUAAUUUACACCCUAAAUCCACAUUUUGUGCAGCCACACAGUUUAUAAAUUUCCAUGUGAGAAGAAGUCCUGGGAUAUGUCCAAGUCAGGAAAUUCCAGCUAAUUUGUGUAAUUUUAUGCCACAAACAAGGCUGAUCCCACAGUGUAAUAACAAGAAUAUUGCAGUGUACUGCACAGUACCAGGUUAUAGAUCAGGUUGUACUUUAUUUAUUGCUGUUGUUGCUUAUAUGCUCAAUGCAUUAUACUACUUGCUUAGAUUGUUGCUUUUUGUUUUUUAUAUACAGGUGGGCUUUUUAUGUAA
Molecule: messenger RNA, 5782 nt
Organism: Pelobates cultripes (western spadefoot toad)
Lineage: Eukaryota; Metazoa; Chordata; Amphibia; Anura; Pelobatidae
Source: the annotation of a GenBank genome assembly